AUGCGUCAUUUAUACAUCGUUGUGACGCUACUGCAAACAGUAAUGACGUUCACAGUGCUACCGUACAUCCAGAUAGACUAUGCUCACUAUUUCCGCCUGGCACAGUGCUUAGCAAAAUGCAUGCAAAAGUAUGGUGUUCCUUCUACACACCACCUUCUUGAUGGCUCCAUUGAAGAGUUUCUCGAUGUUCGAAACAAAGACGCUGAAGCGUGCGAUUCUGGAUGCCAUCAGCAUCGUCGUGUUCAUAAAAAAGGACAACCGGGGUUAACAAUGAGCUCAAUAGCUGAUGGACAACGAUUCUGGGCCGAGAGCAGUGCCGAAAGUGCAAGAGUUGGCUCCACAGUAAUUUCCACGGUGGAACUUAUAUGCCAAAAUCCAUCACCUGAUGAGGAAUUUGGAGAAUCCGCUGAAGGUUUCGUCAGCGUCUCACUUCUACGACCAAGUGGAGCCAUUAGAUUCAUCGUUCAAUGGAAGCAACGAACUCAGGUGAUGGGAUUCUAUGACGAAAGCCAAUGGGUCACAUCGUCGAUUGAAUCGAGCACCUUUUUCAAAGUCAAUGGACUCAUUCCCGGAGUACAAUAUCGGUUCAUGGUCACGGCGGUCGGACCUAGUGGAAGAAUUGGAAAUACCGUUUCGAGCUCAUGGACAGAAAUUUCGAGCAACUCUUCUCCAAAGGGACUAGACACAAUGUUGACCGUAAAAAACGGCUACAACUCUGACCGCGGUGUAACUGCCCAGAUCGAAUGGCCCCGUACACCUCUCGAUUCGUGCUAUUACAAGCUUCAACUAAGCAAUAGCUCUUUUCAAGUCACUAUCGAUAUCACUGCGGAUUCAUCUAAAUCCAUUCUUCUACCUCAUCUCGAAUUCGACACACUCUACUCGGUCACUGUAGCCGCUAUUUCUGUUGACAAGACUAAAAAGGAAACUCUUAACGUUAAAUCGACCGAAACAUCGGCUGAAGUGACAUUUCCUGGUCGCGAAUGCGAAUACGUGAUACAGUUGAUCAACUAUGAUCUAAUCGGACGAGAUGCUUCAGCGGAAGUCCGAGUUCUCAUUGAACCGAGCCUUCUGAUCCGCUUCAAUGAAAUUCUUCGCCCUAAAAUUGUUCUCGUAGCUGGUUGUGUAGUAUUCUUAUCAUUAUCCUGUGCUUUUAUUUGUUUCAGAUGUAGAAAAAAGUGCCCUCAUAGGGUGUCCGAAAAACAACGGAAAUUUGCCGACUACGCUUGA
Angiostrongylus costaricensis is the source of this 1227-nucleotide messenger RNA. The record is from the annotation of a GenBank genome assembly. Lineage: Eukaryota; Metazoa; Nematoda; Chromadorea; Rhabditida; Metastrongylidae.